AUGAUGAAAUACCUCGUUUUACAUUUCCUAAUGAUAAUAAUGAUACAUUAAUUAUUGAUCGUACAUAUUGGCAUACAAAUGAUUAUAUAUGUCAAAUAGAUAUACAAGAUCAUGAUCAAAUACCUAAUCAUACAUUAAUGCUUAUACAUGAUCUUGAUCAAUUAAAAAAUUAUGAUUAUUUAACUGAACAAAAACCAUCAUUUCAAUUUGAUUCACCAAAAUUUUAUCUUGAUAAUCAAGCUAAACUUUAUUUUAAUUCAACAAAUAGUACAACAUUAAAUGAAGGAGUUUAUUAUUUAGCAUUUAAAAUUAUUGAUAGUGAUAAUUAUUUUGAUGAAAAAUUAUUAAAAUUAAUUGUCGUUGAUAAUUAUGAUCGUGUUCAAACUAUUGUUAAACUACAUGAUUAUCUCGGUUCACAUUUAAAUAAUCGUUUUUCAUAUUUACAAUAUCGUUCGAAUAAUAAUAAUAAUAAUAAUAAUAAUAAUAAUAAUCAACAUUAUGCAUAUCAAACACGUCAUUCAUCAUCAUCUUUAUUAGAUCAAUCAAAUAAAUUUCUUGUUUUUAUUGUUAUUACUGUAUUAAGUAUAAUACUUAUUGGUAUAACAUUUAUAUUUAUAUCAUUAAUACGACGUAAAUCAUUACAACAAAAAGAAUUAUUAAAAAAACAAGAUUCAUUAUCAACAUCAUCAACUUUACAACAACAACAACAAUCGGAUAGUUCAACAAUAAAUUUAUUUAAAUCAUCAACAUUAAAUAGUAAUGAUAAACGACAAAGUUUACGUGUUAGUAAUUGUUAUGAAUAUAAUGAUUUAUCAUCAUCACCAUCAUUACUUAUGUUAACGAAAGAAUCAAUAUUACCAACAUCACAUAUGAAUGAUAAUUGUUGUUUAUUAGAGAAAUUAAAUGAAAAAGAACUUUAUGAUGAACAAAGAAAUAAGACAUAUUCAUCAUGGAUGUUAUCAACAACAAAUCGUCCUGAUUCACGUUAUUCUCAACGUAGUGGUGAUUCAUCAACAUUUCAUUCACUUAAUCGUCUUUCUAUUCCAUCACAACUUCAUUCAACAACAAAUUUAUCUCAACAAUUAUGUUCACCUAAACGACAUUCAACAAUAACUUAUGAAUCAACAGCAACAACAUUAACAUCGAAUUCAAAUAGUCAACCACAAACAACAUCACAAGAUUAUACAGUUGCUAUUGUUUCAUCAUCAACAAAUAAUUCUCCACAUACACCUGUUAGUUCCGAUGAUGGAUUUUGUGGUUGA
Molecule: messenger RNA, 1262 nt
Organism: Adineta steineri
Lineage: Eukaryota; Metazoa; Rotifera; Eurotatoria; Adinetida; Adinetidae
Source: the annotation of a GenBank genome assembly